This is a messenger RNA of Lates calcarifer (barramundi perch), 6848 nucleotides long. RefSeq names its product xenotropic and polytropic retrovirus receptor 1a (gene xpr1a). Gene Ontology annotation, molecular function: inositol hexakisphosphate binding. NCBI's taxonomy places the organism in Eukaryota, Metazoa, Chordata, Actinopteri, Centropomidae. Gene Ontology annotation, cellular component: Golgi apparatus; cytoplasm; plasma membrane. The record is from RefSeq and is a predicted model, not a curated record. The coding region runs from base 631 to 2718 and encodes 695 amino acids. Gene Ontology annotation, biological process: cellular response to phosphate starvation; phosphate ion transport. The transcript has 16 exons.
AAAUAAAAUCCUCGGCUAAACUUCCUGUUAGCAAGAAAGGUUCCGGUUGCUUUCCUGUCUGGGCUUCGCGGUGGUCCAUCGACACACAACAACAGCAACAACAAACCUCUCAGACGACGGCACCUCAGACAAAAACUACUCAAUCAAGUGGGGUGCAGAAGGUGAGGGGGUCCUUGGCCGCACUGCCAACACUUUAAACAGGAGGUCCCAACAACGCCCGGUGCCACUGCGCGCUCUGCUGACGCAACCACGUCGCUGUGGCUCAAUGCGAUGGCGGACCGCAGUGUCCCCAGACCUGCCCAGGGAGGGACGGAGCAAAGUCACUGAGCCACUCUCACCGGCUCUCCGCUACACACGCUGCCAUCCGACCACCUGUUAAAAAGACGGGCUGCUGUGUCGUUGCCGUCCCCUCCAGUGAAAUAGUAUGUGGGACGGGAUCUGCGCAGGGGAGUGCACUGACCGGGACGAGACAGAAGUGGAGUGAAGACAGGGGAGCGGAGUGCGCCGGGCUGACGCGCCGCAUGUUGAUCCAGCAAGUUGACUGACAUUACAAAAAGUCGCGUCGACGGGGAAGGGGACAGCCGCUUUCGGAUUUAACGGAGGUUUGAGGGGGACACUUGUUCCGGCAAAAUGAAAUUCGCGGAGCAUCUUUCGUCCCACAUCACUCCUGAGUGGAGGAAACAGUAUCUUCAGUAUGAGGCGUUCAAGGAAAUGCUGUAUGCUGCCCAGGACCAAGCUCCGUCCAUAGAAGUCACAGAUGAAGACACAGUGAAGAGAUACUACGCCAAGUUUGAGGAGAGGUUUUUCCAGACCUGUGAGAAGGAGCUCCUGAAAAUCAACACAUUCUAUUCAGAAAAACUUGCUGAAGCUCAGAGACGUUUUGCCACGCUGCAGAAUGAGCUGCAGUCUUCACUGGACGCUCAGCGUGAGAGCAACGCGCCGCCCGGCCUGCGCAAACGCAAAACGAUGUUCCACCUUUCGCAGGAGGAGCGCUGCAAACAUCACAACAUCAAGGACCUGAAGCUAGCCUUCAGCGAGUUCUACCUCAGCCUCAUCCUGCUCCAGAACUACCAGAACCUGAACUUCACUGGUUUCCGUAAGAUCCUGAAGAAACAUGACAAGAUCUUGGACACUCCUCGCGGGGCCGACUGGCGUGUGGCUCACGUGGAGGUGGCACCUUUCUACACCUGCAAGAAGAUCACACAGCUCAUUUCAGAAACAGAGACCCUCGUCACCACAGAGCUGGAAGGAGGAGAUCGUCAGAGAGCCAUGAAGAGGUUGAGAGUUCCUCCACUGGGGGCAGCUCAGCCUGCUUUGGCCUGGACAACCUUUCGUGUGGGUCUCUACUGCGGCUUCUUUAUCAUUCUUGCCAUCGCCUUUGUUCUCACCGGUGCUGUGUUCAUCCACAACGAGAACGUGUGGCCUCUGGUGCGGAUCUACCGGGGCGGCUUCCUGUUGAUCCAGUUCCUCUUCCUGUUGGGCAUCAACACGUACGGAUGGAGACAGGCUGGAGUCAACCACGUCCUCAUCUUCGAGAUCAAUCCCCGCAACAACCUCUCACACCAACACCUGUUUGAGAUUGCUGGUUUCCUGGGAGUGUUGUGGUGUCUCAGCAUCCUCUCUUGUCUCUACUCAGAGUACACCUACCUCCCCAUGCAGAUCAACCCUCUCAUCCUUUAUGGCUUCAUGGUGCUUUUCCUCAUCAACCCCUUCAAGACCUGCUACUACAAAUCACGUUUCUGGCUCCUCAAGCUGCUGUUCCGUGUGUUCACAGCGCCGUUUCACCGCGUAGAGUUUGCAGACUUCUGGCUGGCUGAUCAGCUCAACUCUCUGGUGGUUGUUCUGAUGGACCUGGAGUAUCUCAUCUGCUUCUACAUCUUUGAUCUGCAGUGGGGCAACAGCAAGGGACUGCUGCCCAACCUUAAAAACCCUGAUGACUACAUAUGCCACAGCUACUCGUACGGGCUGCGCGCCAUCAUCCAGUGUCUGCCCGCCUGGUUCCGCUUCAUCCAAUGCCUGAGGCGUUACCGUGACACCAAGAGGGCCUUCCCUCACCUGGUGAAUGCUGGGAAAUAUUCUACCACCUUCUUUGUCGUCACCUUCGCUGCGCUCUACGCCACACACAGAGAGCAAGGACACACAGACGCCGACAUGUUCUUCUACCUGCUGAUAGUGUUCUCCACCAUCAGCUCCCUGUACACACUGAUCUGGGAUCUGCGUAUGGACUGGGGUCUGUUUGACCGCGGGGCCGGAGAAAACACCUUCCUCAGAGAAGAGAUAGUUUACCCCCACAAGGCCUACUACUACUGCGCCAUUAUAGAAGAUGUGAUCCUGCGUUUUGCCUGGACGAUCCAGAUCUCUCUGAUCACAAUGACCAAGAUCCACUCUGUGGGUGACAUCGUGGCCACCGUGCUGGCUCCUCUCGAGGUCUUCAGGCGUUUUGUGUGGAACUUCUUCCGUCUGGAGAACGAGCACCUGAAUAACUGUGGUGAGUUCCGUGCGGUGAGGGACAUCUCGGUGGCACCGCUCAACGCUGACGACCAGACGCUCCUGGAGCAGAUGAUGGACCAGGAAGACGGCGUCCGGAACCGCUCGGGCAAAAAGACCUGGAAGAGGUCCUACAGCCUGUCGCUCCGACGCCCCCUGCUGUCCUCCUCACAAUCGAAAAAGGACACAAAGGUGCUAAUUGAAGACACGGAUGAUGAGGCCUUCAGCUGAGUCCACAGCGUCAGCACGUACACGCAGACACACACGUGCACACACACUCACACAGCAUACACUAUACUUAUAUGGACCUCAUUCACUAACGCCCAACCUCAACCCUCGUCCCUUGUAGUUGUUUGUAUUUGUAGUUACUCUAACCCUCAGUCUAAACCUUUAAAUCAGCGAGGACCGUCAGUCCGCCCUCACUCUGGAGAAUUUACCUCAUCUUUACUUGUGAGUAUAGUUGGUCUUUAUAAGUAUAGAAAUACACACACUGUAAUGUAGAAACACACACACACACACAUACAAAGAUAAACCUGCUGAAGCACAAACAUAGUGUAACAUUGCUACAGUUGAGGAGAGAGGUAAUGCCACAGUCACAGACAGAUGGACAGACGUCAUGGGAAACCUUCUGCACACAACUGGACACACAGACCACACUGCCCUGGGAUUAUCCUCUUCUUUUUUUUAAGCAGACUUUUUAAGUAAUGUGUUGUUUACUUUGAGAUAUUUCUGUUUCUUUAGACUUCCCUUAAUAUUUUUUUUGCUGGAUUUAUUUAGGAGAAGCUGCAUAGAAUAGGCUACAGACGACUGUUUACACGCCUUUUUAACUACACUUAGGAUCAACAGGGAGAAGACAAAGCCAAUCAAAAGACUAAAUAUUAAUCAAUAGAAACCUGAGGAAGGACUCUACACACAUCACAGCAUAUCAAAACAAAUCAACCAGUUUCAACUUGUUGAUUCUUUUUAUACUCCAUCUUUUUUUUUUCUUCUUCUUUUGUCUUUUUUUGUUGAGUUGUAAUAACGUCAGUGUACAAUCACAACCCUGGAGGCACUUGCAGGAAAAGUGCAUUUAAUACACAAAACAUGGGGGGAAAAAAAACCUACUUGUACACAAAAAGGAUGUUUUGAUUCAAACAUUUCUAGUCUGUGAAGUUGCUUUGUAAUAUAUUUAAUAUAUUUUGAUGUGCAUUAUUACUCUAUUGUAGUUGUUCAGUACUUCUACAUGUGUUGUUUAUACUAGUGAGACUAGUUUGAGCAUCCACACGAUGAUUAUUAAUGUUUAUAAUAUUUAUAAUGUUUGGAAUGUUUUUCUUGGUUAGUCUUGUGCCACGUUUUUAAUAAGCUCAUUGUUAUAUAAUCCCCAACCUCGAGUUAGAGCAAAAACAACUUGUGAAUCGUCACAUUUAUUGUGUCAUGUCAUCUUAAAGUGCCCUGUUAGCUCUGUGCAUUGCUAUUCUUUGCAUUAACUACCAAAGCUUUGUUUUUAUGAAUGUGUCUGCUACAGUAGCUUUGUCCGUUCAACCUGCCUGAGGGAGUCAAAGGUAACAGAGCCAAAAGCUUAUUUAAAGACUGGAGUGUUUUGUUUUACACAUGUUUUAUUGGGCUGUUUUAGCAGGUAGGUUCUGUCUCAUUGGAAAUCCCAGUAAUAUGAGUAGAAUUACAGGUAUUACUGUCUAUGUUUGUGUGUAACAGAAUGAUAAGUCAAACCCUGAGUGUUUGUGCCAGUGGUUCUCAGACUGGGAGCGGGACCAAGAGGUGAAACACAGAGCGCUUUUGAAAUUGAAAGAAUCUGACGCAAGACUCAUGAUUCGGGUCAGACAGCAAAACAACAUGUAAAGUACGAGGCUUGACAGAUUCUUGACAGAGAUUAAAAGAAAAACAAGUGUCGAGACAGGAAAUGUUUGAGAACCACUGGCAGUACAGGUGCAUUGUGACACCCUUCACAUGAUCACCAGACAGGAGCGCUGCUGGAUGUUCUGGGUUCUUGGACAGAAGCUCUGUGUUGCCAGAUUGGACGGUUUUCCACCCAGCUGGUCUCCUUUUAAAGGAAUUGUGCAGAUAAAAAAAAUGUUGUGGACAGUUUGUGGUGAUUACUUUUUGCACCAUGAAGGUGUAUUUCCACCAAUGAAAAAAUUGUUCUAUAUCGCAGUGAAUUUGAUGACAACAUCUGAAGUCAAAAGAACGAUGAUAGGACCACUUGGUGGCAGUCAGAUCUGGCAACCCUGCAUAAGCUUAAAGUCCUUAAUCAGUAAAUAGCAGUAAAUAUCCGUAAUCCCUGACAUGUCUUACAGCUCCUGUCCUGCUCUGGGCUCCUGAAUCAGGGACCCAGAGUCAGAUUUCUCCACAUUCAGCAUCACUAUCACCAGAUACGUGUUUAGUGAUGCUUCAUCAAUUUUAGCACUUUAAAAAAAAAAAAAAAAAAAACGAUUUCAAGUUUGUGAAUUUGUUAGCUCUAAUGUAACCCACUCAUUUCAGAUAAGGAAAAGUUAACAACCAGGAGAAUGUGCUCUAGAUCUGAUGUCCACCGUUUGCCCCCUUCGUCCUAUUCUCAAACCACCAGCUGAAGAGCUGUCAGUUGUAAUUAUAAAGUGCGUUGUUGCUGCUGUUAAAUGGCCACUGGCUUUCAGAGAAACGAUGCUAACUUUAACGCUGGCGUGUGAGUGUGUGUGUUUCGCUUUCUCUCUCUCGCUCUGCUCUCUGCUCUGCUGUUCCUCCCUGUGGCUACACUGAGUCACCAUCAGCCAGUCAUGAGACAAAGCCCAGAGAGCUACAGGACAAAUAUGUUACAGAAAACUCCUGUUUCUCUUUUUUUGUUUUUGUUUAUUUUUUUUUUCUCCCCUCCCCUGUAGCGGCUAAAAGACUGAAAAGUUUCUGUGUGUAAUGAGCUAAAUGUGAACUGGAAAGCCAGAAAGUAAAAAGCUGUAUGUGUUAAAGUUUAGAAGAUGGGUAGCUUCCCUGUCUAUUUUAAUACACUGGACACAUGCCAUGACUGUAUACAGACGAAAAAACAUGACGUGCACACACAGCCCACAUCGCCUCUCUCUCUCGUGUCAGAGAGCACAACACUACAGCAGAUAGUUUUGUAAAAAGGCUCUGUUGUCUUGCCUGCAUGCUGCUUUUCUUUUACAUUGUACAUAGAUCUUAAUUUAUUUGACAUGACGUGUAUAUUAGCAAUCAUUGGAACCACCGUGACAAUGAUUGGUUUCAUAUGUUGCCAUUCUUGCUCCAAGACAAGCAGUAUUUUCUAGGUGAUGAGGAGCUUGUUGUCAAUCGUUCACAAUCCUGCACUCUUUUUCAUGUGUAAAUCCGUUGAAAAUGUGUUUGUAUAAAAAAAAAAGAAUAGAAAAAAGAAAAUCCAUAGAAAUGGAGAAUGUGAUUGGUUGUAUCUUGUUAGUGAUUCCUGCUCAUUUCAAGGCUCCGUCAUCUCCGAGGGAGGGUGUCGGGGUGGUUUUUACGUCCAGGACUCAUGGAGGUGGGGGGGUGGGGCAGGUUCCUGUGUCCUGAAGCUGUAACCCUGUUUGUACAUUUGUGUAAUGUGCAUGGAAAAUAUUGUGGAUCUGUUGUUUGUGAACUGCCCUGCAGACAGAAGCACUUGCUGUGGUAGGGCGCAGGAACAGACCCCAGUCCAGAGAGGCCCCAUACACUAUAACGAGAUGCUGUUAAACCUGAUCCCAGAUCUGCCUGAGCUUCUCUUUGAAUAUCUCACAGCAGAUCUAGGAUCUUCACUUGCUCGCUGGAAGCAUUAUGAGAUGCUUCUCUGUGAGAAAAACAAAGCUUUUAGUGACCAGAGUCUGUUCACAGAUGAUCAGUAUGUGGAACCCGUUGACAAAAAACAAAAACAGCGUUAUUUUGUACAGUUUGUGUUCGAUGAGAUGAUGAUAGUGAUAAACCCUGACAUCUCAUUUUUCCCAAAGGCUGAAAACCACAGCUGAUUUUUGUUUCCACUGCUUGCUAAAAAAAACAACCCAUAAUGUUAAAAGUGCUUAAUAUAUGUGCAUCCUUCCCCUCUCUCUCCCUCCCUUCCUCCUUCUCUUGAUGUUGUUUGUACCCUCUCUCUAAUCUAGCUGAACGUGAUAGUACCUGUAGUUUGGUAGAUGGAUGUUCCACUUUAAUAAGAUACAAAAAAAAAGAUAACAGAAGAAAAUCCAUUGUGGCUAAAUGUGAUUUUAAGAGACAUAAAGAAGGAAAAUGUCUUACAGUCUGAACCAUCCUCCCCGACUCCCUUUUACAGAGUAGUUUGUACAUGUCGAGUGUAUAACACUGUUCUAUGAUGGUUUUCCUGAUGGUAUUUGUAUUUCUGUAUACACUUUGGUGAUCCUGUCAUAUCUGGGUUUUAUAAACCACGAUUAUUUUUAAAACUC